ACGAUCCAGAGUGAACCAUCCGGGGCCGGGUGAGUGGCCAAGGUGACGGGUCAGUGCACCACACACACUUGCCGUCGUUGGACGUGUGCUGCUCGGCUGGUGGUCAUAGUUCAAUGAAGUCAGUAUGAGUCGAGGCAACAGAAAGAGCUUUCCCGACCGAUUAAAGAGAUGGUUAAAAUUAGACUCUGGAAAUGUGUUACCUGAUCAAAGAAUUUCUUUGACAGAAGAACUUAGUUGUGAACUUGGUGUAGAAUCCCCCACACCUACUAGAAUGAAAGCCAUCAAAGAACUCGAUGAAUUACUGUCAGUGAAGAUUCUGGAGGAGUUUGGAAUAGAGAAGGUUUGGUGCCUGGUAAAGGAUCUGCUUUCAGAGAUGUGUCCAGCUGAGCAACGUCACACCACACUGCAGAUGCUCACCACUCUAGUGUCAACUCAUGAAAACUUGGGGGUGAUGCGUCAGGUGUUCUUCGAAUACAUAUCAAAGAAUUAUCAACAUGAGGAAAUUGAACACAUGUUUAGAUUCUUCUGUGCCGUCAUAGGCAAAGGAAAGAAAAUUGAACACAUAGAAGAAUCAGUUGGCAUGUUUCUCUUAGAAUGGCUUCCAGCUGUUUUAGAAAUGCCCCAGGCUGUGGAUGGUCUAAAUCUUGUGAAUACUCUAGUAAAGUUCAAUUCUGCCUUCCUGGAUGAACCAGUGGUUGUGGGUUUUGUCAUGCGUGUUGUGAGUCGGCUGCUUCAAGCCAGGGAUGAAGAGGAGGCAGUGUUGUGUCUGCAGGUUCUGGAGUCUAUUAUUGCCUACAGCAGCCUUCCUUCUUCUGCUCUUUCUCAUAUCAUUUAUGCUCUCACUAGGCUUGUCAAUGUGCCUCAAAUCACUAAAUUAACAUAUAAGAUCUUGAUCCAACUGUUUGGGACACACCAUGGCAGAAAUGGUUUGUAUGUUUUGUGCCAGAUGAUCCAUAAAAUGAGUGAUCCUCAUAUUGUGCGAGGUGCAAUUUUCUUCUUGGCAUCAGUUUUAUGGGGAAGUAAUAGAAUUCCUUCACUGGACUGCAGUCCAGCUGUAGUGCUUCCAACGUUUUACCAGGUUAGUCAAAACAGCCAUAUAUUAGUGGUUUUUGAGGUCGUAUUGAGUAUCCAGAAGUUAUUGGCUGUGAAGGCAGACGACAUGCAUUUGUCUUCCUGGAGCCAACUGUUGGGAACCCUGGCCAAUGUAUUUAGGCAUACAGUUUGUCUGGAAGAUGGGGAAGAGAGAGAUACUAUUAUGAAUAUUCUCUCAAACAUUAUGGACUACAUUGAAGAACUUGUGGAUACCGAGAGAUAUUAUGGUUUAAUUGAAGAGUUUCAUGUAUUGGUUACUACGUAUGCUCAAUAUCGACCUGUAGACUCGGUCCUCAAAGUGCUGAAUUAUCAGGCAAAGAACAUUCUUCCUGUUGAUCCAAACUGGCAGACAAAAUUGGGGACACUAUUUAGUGUUCAUUACCACCAGGGCCAGAGACUCGGAAUAAGGAUGAAGGCAUUGGAUAUAUUGUCGAAGGUUUUCAUUCACUACAGGGAUCAGCAUGGCAUAGAGCUGGUGAGAGAUGUUGUUCUGGUUCAUUUAGAUGGAGUUGAAAGAGAGGCACAGGUGAAAAUAAGAAAAGCUGCUGUCAAACUGCUUUGCAAGAUUGUUAUGAAGCUUCAUUCAGAUAUUACCUUGAGUGUACUUUACAUGUUGGAAAAAGUUAUGAUGGCACCAUAUAAAAGAGGGAACUCGGUAGUGCUGGAGAGCGAAGCUGCUGACAUUGUCGAAGCCGUUGAUAAUUUGGUAUUGGCAUUAAAAAUAAAGAUGUGGGAAUUGCCAUCAUCUCAUGCUAUUUAUAUUUUUAAGAUAUUGCUUUCAUGUUUGGAGCACCACUACCAGAACAAAAUUCUUCAAAACACCACGAUAAGGUUCACAAUCCUUGAAAUGAUACUGGAGAUGAGAAUAAAUGAAAAUUAUCAGAUUGGCUUUAUAAAAAAUGAACUACGUGAUGUUGGUAGGAGCCCCUCAUCAAUUUCAAAAUAUUCUCCAUUCAUUAUUUUGGAUCACAUACACAGUACAGAUUUGGAAGAGGAAACCCUGCAGGCAGCGGCAGCUAUGUCCCUUGAAGAGAAUGAGACAACCCCUUUGUCACUCGCCCAGGCAACAUCACUUCUUGUUACUGCUCUCAAGAAAGAAAAGGAUUGGGCGAUACUCUCUCUAAUACUUAAGAAAUUGAGUAAAGCUUUGCAGAACAAAGUUCUCGUGAUUGGUCGAGACAGAAAUGAAAUAGUGCGUCUUAUAUCUGCACUCAUUUCCAUGAUUGAUGAUAGGUGCCUUGAUCUUCCAGCUUCCUUGUACAACACACCAGCCAAAUUUAAUCAAUCACUUUUCCAGAGAAAUAUUUUUCAAGUGUUGGCAAAGCUAGUACCACAUCACAUGCAUUUUGAUUACAGUAUCCAACGAAAGGUAAUCAGAUGCUUAUCAGUGGGAGUAAUAAAUCAAUAUUCAGGACCAUUAUGCAUUAGUACUAUAACUAUGUGUGUAUUGGAAAUGCAGGAUUCUAUGCUCAAAGUCGUGGCUAGUGUCAUAAAUAGCUUUUCAAGAAUGUCUGCUACUGUCCCAAGGGCUAGGGCAAUGAUGGAAUUUCUUUCAACUCUUCUCCAUUUUCCCAAUGUAUAUUCAAACUUUGUGGCAAAUCAAUACAAGUUAAUCUUUGCAAUUGCCAUACAUUACACAAAUCCUACCAAGUUCAACCACUACAUUGUAUCCUUGGCCUACCAUGUCAUCGCCAUGUGGUUUCUCAAAUGUAGAUUGCCAUAUAGGAUAAGUUCUGUAACAUUUAUAACUCAGCACUUAAAUGCAAUUCUGAAGAAUAUGGCAACUAUUGAAGUGAAGACUUCCAAGGAUUCAAAGCCAACAAAGGUUAAAGGCAAGAAGAGUGCUCAGGGUAAGGUGCACACAAGUGAAGAAAAUAAACACAAAAAUAUGGAGUUUUUCAGUGAUCUAAGAGAGACGUGCCUUGACCUCAUGUCCAGAUAUACAUAUGGAUCGUGUCCAUCAUUUCAAAAAAGAAUGAGUACAGCUGACAUGUGGAUUUCAGGUCAAAGUCGGUCAUGGUUAAUGGGUACCAAGAUAAUAACCAUUAAAACAUCUGGAUGUGAACAAAUUGCAGUUCAGAAUGGACUCUGCAUUAAAUGUCUUCAAAUAUGCUGUGCACAAAAUUUUCCAGAGUCAUCUAGAAGCUGCAAAUCAACAUCAGAUAAAUUGGCAUCAGAGUCAAGUUGCCUGGAGUCUGUAUCAUCACCAGGAUCCUCAGCUUGUCAGUCACCAAUUAGUCCAAUUUCGGAUCUACCACAUAGCAGUUUGGCCUCGGAUUCAUUUCCUACUUCACCUCUCAAUCGAGGAGCUAAGAGCAAAUCAAGUUCGAUGUCACUGUUCUCGACCAGUGAAGGUAACUUAUCCUUAAUAUCAGAACUUGCAGGAGAUGGAGUGUCUCCCUCUAGUGACCAUCAAGUGUUCAGCCAAAGUGAAACUGCUCAGAACUCUAGUAGCCUGCCCAAACCUACAAAGUGUGUGUGUUGGUGCCAAGGAUGGGCUGAAAUAACAAUCAAACAACCAACUGGAAAUACAUCUUGGAUGGUGCGUGUACAAAGUGAGCAGCCAACUUUGACUACUGACAGUGAAGUUUUCCUAUAUGAUCAAAGUGAAAUGUAUCCACCACCCAGUGUGAAAGAUAAGAAAACGGCAAGUAGGAGGAGCGGUAGUAUGUCAGGCACCCCCUCUGCUGGCUCUAGUAAUGCUGGGAAAGAUGAAACAAUCCCUUCAAUGCCUGCACAGCGAGAGAGGGGGUACACAGUGUCUGGCAUGAGCCCUGCUUCCCGUAGAGGGCAAAGCAUAAAUUUAGGUGCUUCCAAUGAUCCCAAAACAAUUUCAGGAGGCAUAUCACCUGGGUUUGUGUUUCUCCAGUUGUAUUUCCAUGGUCAGUUUGGGAACAUUGACGAUCGUCCGAUUCUGCUUUCCACUGAUCAAGUUGAGAUCACCCGUGCUCUGGAUUUAAUCGACUAUAUAAAGCCUCAAGAGACUCACAAAAUAGGGGUGCUGUAUGCAAGAAAAGGACAGACUACAGAACGAGAAAUUCUAAGCAACACCUUUGGUUCCCUCAGAUACAUGUAUUGUAUUUCGGGUAUGGGAGAAACACGUGACCUAAGAAAUGUGUCUAAAGAGGAAGUGUUCCUCGGUGGCCUUGACACAAAUGGCCGCGAUGGGGAAGUAGUUUACGUAUGGCAUGAUGAUGAUAUGCAGGUUGUCUUCCAUAUUGCUACUCUUAUGCCAACUUUACAAAAUGAUCCAAAUUGUAACAACAAGAAACUCCACAUAGGCAACGAUUUUGUUACAAUUGUAUUCAAUGAAAGUGGUGUACCAUACAAUAUAAACACAAUGAAGGGACAGUUUAACCACACUGUUAUUGAGGUGGUGCCUGGUGAUCAUGGCUCCAACUGCGUCUCCGUCUUGUGUCGACCCGAGUUGGAAGAGUACGUCAAAAUUGAUAAUCCCAGAAUUGUAUCCGAUGCUAGUCUACCUAUCUUGGUGCGGCAGCUUGCUCUCCAUGCUAAUUUUGCUUCACUUGUGUGGGAUUCGCUGAGUCGGCCACCCCAUACCCCAUUUGCAAGUAACUGGAUGGAGAGACUGAGAAAGAUCAGAAAACUUCGCGAGAAAGUGCUCAAUGAAUUUAAAAUGUGUGAUAAAGGAUUAAGUCCUCUAGAACUGGUGGAUUUUACAGAUUUGAUAGAUACAUCUGUCAGGAAGAGGACUGGUGUAUAUUCAAUGCAUUUUAUGCAUUGACCUGGGAGGACUGUCCAUGAGGGUGGUGAAGAUUGAGUAUUAUGAACAAGAAAGAUUUAUAAUUAGAGAAGUAGAAAAAAUUACUUGCAGGUUGAGGUGGAACAUGAAAGAAUGAUAGGGGAGGUGUAAGAAUGAUGAGUUGUGGUGAGGGGGGUUAAGAAUGGUAGGGUGAAGGAAGAAUAAAGAAUUGGAUUAGACUACUAUGAGAGGUGGGAAAAUAAUUAGAGGGUGAAAUGGAGUAGGUUGGUGGAUGGGACAGGAAGUAUCUUAAUGUAAAACAUGAGAGAGUAAUUGUCAAUUGCUGUGUGCCAACAGUACUUUGGCAAGUCACCAGUUCCUAUGCAUAUUACUUCAGUAAAUGUUGUGAAUUAUAGUUGUAUGUGGAUGUAUUUUGGUGGUUUAAGAUUUACAUAGUUUUACUAGAAUUAAGUUUUUAAAAUUUUUAUUGUAUGAUAAAUGUAGAGAUUAAUUAUUGUUAUUGUAUGUUGUAUUUUAUGCACUUAGAAUAGAUAAGUUUUGGUGCCUUAUUAAUAUAUAGUUUCCAGAGUUAUAUAAUGUCAUUAUUUUUGAGAAAUGAA
This is a messenger RNA of Procambarus clarkii (red swamp crayfish), 5415 nucleotides long. Its product is annotated as tuberin. The record is from RefSeq and is a predicted model, not a curated record. Gene Ontology annotation, molecular function: GTPase activator activity. Gene Ontology annotation, biological process: negative regulation of phosphatidylinositol 3-kinase/protein kinase B signal transduction; negative regulation of TOR signaling; regulation of cell cycle. Gene Ontology annotation, cellular component: TSC1-TSC2 complex; nucleus; cytoplasm. Lineage: Eukaryota; Metazoa; Arthropoda; Malacostraca; Decapoda; Cambaridae.